AUGACAACACCAGACACACUCCACACUGGCGGCUGCCAUUGCGACGCCAUCAGAUUUGAAGUUUUGGCACCAAAGAGUCUUGUUGUGUACAACUGCAAUUGUUCCAUUUGUCACAAAAAGCAAAACAAGCACUUCGUUGUUCCUAAAUCAAAGUUCACUCUCAUAAAGGGCGAAGACAAUUUGACCACAUACACAUUUAAUACACACCAGGCGAAGCACACCUUCUGUAGAACGUGUGGGGUGCAAUGCUUCUACACACCGAGGUCUAAUCCAGAUGGAUACGGUGUCGCUCCACACUGUCUGGAUCCUGGAACUGUAGAACAUGUCACGGUGGAAAACUUUGAUGGUCAGAACUGGGAACAACAGAUCGAGACCUCAGAUAUUAGGUCAAGGUCAAAAGAAUGA
This is a messenger RNA of Magallana angulata, 405 nucleotides long. Its product is annotated as centromere protein V-like. NCBI's taxonomy places the organism in Eukaryota, Metazoa, Mollusca, Bivalvia, Ostreida, Ostreidae. The transcript is spliced from 2 exons. The record is from RefSeq and is a predicted model, not a curated record. Gene Ontology annotation, molecular function: carbon-sulfur lyase activity. The coding region runs from base 1 to 405 and encodes 134 amino acids.